Trypanosoma theileri is the source of this 450-nucleotide messenger RNA. RefSeq lists its product as uncharacterized. Lineage: Eukaryota; Euglenozoa; Kinetoplastea; Trypanosomatida; Trypanosomatidae. The record is from RefSeq and is a predicted model, not a curated record. The transcript has a single exon. The coding region runs from base 1 to 450 and encodes 149 amino acids.
AUGCCGCUUACACACAAACCCCACAGACGCCGCAGUGGAGUGGUCCAGCAACACAACGGUGUCCUUCCCACUCACAGUCCACACACACACAAUGACAGUCUCACAUGCUCAUGUCAGAGAGGCACUACCGCAUUCACUAAAAUGUACACGGAGUCACACCUACAGAGAGGAAAAGAAAAACAAAAGAGCAGCAAAAGAAAAGAACAACAACAGGAUACCAACAGCACACAAAGCAUUCACAAUACAAUAAUCACAGCUGCCACUCCCAUCAGAGAAAAACAUUCACCCACACCAGCACAUCAACUCAACCCCCAAAAGAAAAAACAAACCCAUUAUGUGAAGCCGAAGCGGAACAGUCUCAGUCCACCUCCCCGCAGGUUGCAGUCACUCAAACAAGCCACACACCACACACCACAAGAGCAGAAAUAUGUUCGUGGUAAUGCCGUGUGA